Molecule: messenger RNA, 2322 nt
Organism: Eremomyces bilateralis CBS 781.70
Lineage: Eukaryota; Fungi; Ascomycota; Dothideomycetes; Eremomycetales; Eremomycetaceae
Product: glycosyl hydrolase-like protein
Exons: 4
Coding region: 1-2322 (773 amino acids)
Biological process (GO): carbohydrate metabolic process; ergosteryl 3-beta-D-glucoside catabolic process
Molecular function (GO): steryl-beta-glucosidase activity
Source: RefSeq, a predicted model, not a curated record
AUGGCUUCAUUCAAACUUCAGAUCGAUGGCACUCGUUUCUGUGACUCCAACGGUCGCGAAGUAAUCCUUCAUGGAAUCAAUGUCUCCGGUGACUGCAAGCUCCCAACCACGCCGUACGUCCCGUCGCAUCAGUUGGAGCAUUUUUUCGACGGCGACAAUGUCUCUUUUGUUGGACGGCCGUUCUCUCUCUCGGACGCCCAUACCCAUUUCGCAAGACUAAAGCGGUUCGGGUACAAUACGAUCCGGUACCUUUUUACCUGGGAGGCGCUGGAGCAUGCAGGCCCGGGGAGAUAUGACGAAGAGUACAUUGCGUACACCAUCGAAGUUCUGAGGCUGGCGAAGGAAUAUGGGUUCUACGUCUUCAUGGAUCCGCACCAGGAUGUGUGGUCACGGUUUUCGGGCGGAUCAGGAUCGCCAAUGUGGACAAUAUAUGCGUGCGGCCUGGAUCCGCAAAAGUUCGCGGCCACCGAAGCCGCAAUCGUUCACAAUACCCAUCCCGACCCCGAGAACUUUCCGAAGAUGGUCUGGUCCACCAACUAUCACCGGCUUGCAUGCCAGACCAUGUUCACGAUGUUCUUCGCCGGUAAGACCUUCACCCCUCUCGCCAUCAUCGAUGGCAAGAAUAUCCAGGACUAUCUGCAAGACCACUUCGUGAAUGCCUGUCAGCAACUCGCCAAGCGAAUGAAGGAAGCAGGUGGCUUGGACCACGUUAUCGGUUGGGAAAGCUGGAACGAACCGAAUCGUGGUAUCAUCGGCUGGCAAGACCUCACUGUCAUCCCAACCGAGCAAAAGCUACAGAAGGGGACGUCGCCAACCGCUUGGCAAGCGAUGCUUCUUGGAUCGGGCCGUGCAUGCGAAAUCGAUAUCUGGGAUAUGGGUGGAUUAGGCCCGUACAAAUCCGGGUCAACCCUGGUGGAUCCCAAGGGCGAGAUCGCGUGGCUAUCCGACGAUUACGAUGAUACCCAGUAUGGGUGGAAGCGAGACCCAGGUUGGAAGAUGGGGGAGUGUAUCUGGGCCCAGUGCGGCGUCUGGGACCCGUCGACGGAUGCACUCCUGAACAAAGAUUACUUUGCGAAAGAUCCGGAGACCGGGGAAACGAUCGAUUACGAAUACUUCACCAACCGCUACUUCAUGGCCCACUACCGAAGGUACCGCGAUAUGGUCCGGAAACUUUUCCCUGAAACAAUCAUGUUUUGCCAGCCUCCUGUGCUGGAGAUUCCUCCCUCCAUCAAGGGGACUUCAGACGACGAUCCUAACAUGGUGUUUGCCCCGCAUUUCUACGACGGCAUUACUCUGAUGACCAAGAAAUGGAAUCGAGUUUGGAACGUGGAUGUAUUCGGCAUAUUGAGAGGCAAGUACCUGCACCCAGCGCUGGGUAUUAAGAUUGGGGAGACCGCGAUACGAAACUGCUUCCGGGACCAAUUGUCUGCCAUUCGCCAAGAAGGCAUGGACAACAUGGGCGAGCGUCCGUGUGUGUUCACCGAGAUUGGAAUCCCAUAUGAUAUGGACGAUAAGCACGCGUAUAAGACCGGUGACUUCUCCAGUCAGAUCUCCGCUCUCGAUGCGAAUAUGUUUGCUGUUGAGGGUUGCGGCGCUGCUGGAUUUGCAUAUUGGGUAUACGCGCCACGCUCUGUCCGGUCAAGACUUCAAACUAACAAAGUCUCGCAGAACGACCAUAAAUGGGGCGACCAGUGGAAUGGGGAAGAUCUCUCGAUCUUGUCAACCGAGGACAAAAUCUUGCCAGAAAGGGCUAUGAGCAACCUUUCCCAGGUUUCCCUCAACCGCAACUCGUUGUCAUAUUCCGAGAGCCUUGCAUCAUCCGAAAGCUCUGGCGUCACACCUAGGAACCUCAAGCAGACGUUAUCGGCCAAUACGGAUCCUGGGCAGUCACAGAUGUCGCAAAAGCCGCUCGACAAUGUCGGUUACCGUGCCGCCGAGGCCUUUGUACGCCCCUACCCUAUUGUGACUCACAGCCAGAUUGUUUCCUACGGCUUUGAUCUGAAAUCCUGCACCUUCUCGCUCACGCUCGAUGCACCGUCCGCGACAAGCGAUGAUCUCCCCACCGAGCUGUUCCUUCCAGAGUUCCAUUUCCCAUCCAGCGUCACACAGAUCGAGGCAUCGGGUGGAAAAUGGACGGUCAGUCUGGAUGACGAGAACGGUGUGGUGGUUCAGCGGUUGAAGUGGUGGCAUGCGGAGGGAGAGCAGACGGUGACGAUCAAGGGGAUCAAACGCAAAGCGGGCACAUACCUCGCGGCGGACGAUGAGGAAGAAGGGUAUUUGGGGCAGUGUAGCGAUCAAGGAAAGAAUUGCGUGGUGAUGUGA